AUGAGUAUGAAGCCGCUGAGACGAUAUUUUAAGUGACACCUGGCGGAUCGGCGUUAUUGACGUGCGUCAGCAUAUCUUCGCUAGCCUACUUAUUAUUAUUUUCAGAGAAUCAAAACGAUGGCCAUAAUGCGAAGAAAAGGCGUAAUAUUAUCAGGUGAGCUUGGUUCGGGAAUGGCGUUUACGCCCGUCGAUUUCUCGUAGCAAUCGACACAUUGGUAACAAUGCAGAGGACCUCGAGGAUCCAACGCAUCACUACCGGAGACACGACUUCUGGAAGGGAUCGCCGUCGAAGUCGCGGCAUGACCAAUCGAACCCAUGAUCUCUGGGUAGAAAAAACAAAUUUGAACGGAAUGGCGCUUGCCUUGAUUGCUUACGGUAUCCUCCUCAGUAUGGUCCUACAAUGUUAUCAGGGUCUCUUUGCUCUUAGGAGACAGGAAAAACAAUGGUGGAUGUGGAUCUACGUCAGUGCGGUUUUGGUCCUGGCGACUAUCGGCAUCGCAGGGAACCAAAGGUUCAUUCAAAUGACUUACAUCGAUUAUCGUGAUUAUCCUGGUGGCCCCAACGCUUUUACGCUCUCCUUUUACGCGACGACUUCUAAUCUGAUGUCUUUUAUCGCGUCCUUGUACCGAUUCUUUAUCAUAUACGACCGUAAUCUCUGGGCAGUUAUAGCUCUUGCUAUCGUCUAUCUUGGGGAUAUAGGCUCUGGCUUGGGUUUAGCGAUCUCAAUCGCUCGGUCCCAAGAUAGCUUUUGGGCUACGACGUCUGUACGUCUUGGAAUCGCAUUUUGGUCAAUAUCUGCAGGUCUCAACAUAAUUUUUACCUGCCUGAUUGCCUCCCGCCUUCUCCUCCUCCGUCGGAGGGCUGACGCAGUUCUAGGACCCAGCCACGGAUCACAUUACACUUCUGUAGUCACAAUCAUGGUUGAAUCGGCUGCGUUGUACUCACUGUGGGCUCUGGUAUUCCUCAUUACAUACGCCCGUAACGAUCCUGUUCAGAACAUACUACUUCCGCCGCUCGGUCAGAUAGAGGGAAUCGCACCGUUGCUCAUUAUCCUGAGGGUUACCAGGGGAAGAGCCUGGAAUUCGACCACUGUAGCCCCUUCGCGAUAUAAGGCCAAGUCUCUCUAUGGGCGCACUGAAACGGAACACUAUGAGAAUCCCUUGAAGGACUUCCCUGCUUCUCGGGGCUCGACCCCAACAAGCCUUCCCACUGAGAAUCCCCGAAGAGAUACCGGUAAAUUGACGCCACUCCAUGAAUAGUGCGCGCGCGAAGCUUUGGUGGACACCGUAUCAGGAACGAAGUUACGCAUUGUGCAAAACCGACUCAAGAAAAGAAAAUAGAGUUAUACUGCUACCAAAAUGCUAAUUGUACGCGUAAUAAAGCAAGCCGGGAUAAUAUCUUCUGCCAAUGGGACGAUGUUGAUUGGUGAUUCUAAAUAGACUGUGUAGAACACACG
Messenger RNA from Desarmillaria tabescens, 1456 nucleotides. RefSeq lists its product as uncharacterized. NCBI's taxonomy places the organism in Eukaryota, Fungi, Basidiomycota, Agaricomycetes, Agaricales, Physalacriaceae. The transcript has 8 exons. The coding region runs from base 300 to 1259 and encodes 319 amino acids. The record is from RefSeq and is a predicted model, not a curated record.